This is a messenger RNA of Puccinia triticina, 1764 nucleotides long. RefSeq lists its product as uncharacterized. The record is from RefSeq and is a predicted model, not a curated record. Gene Ontology annotation, molecular function: UDP-glycosyltransferase activity; hexosyltransferase activity. Bases 1 to 1764 code for a protein of 587 amino acids. The transcript is spliced from 10 exons. Gene Ontology annotation, biological process: carbohydrate metabolic process. NCBI's taxonomy places the organism in Eukaryota, Fungi, Basidiomycota, Pucciniomycetes, Pucciniales, Pucciniaceae.
AUGAGCCAUCAAUCUUCGAAAAUGAAACACCAUUCUCCUACAAUCGCACUACUCAUUCGACUCGGCAUCCUAGCGGUUGGAAUCUCACUCACAUUGCAAGCUUUCGCAUCACCGAGCAAGCCAUCAUCGUUUGUCGCAGGGGCUACCCGUCCUCUAAAAAUAACAUGUCUUACUAUCGGCUCCAGAGGAGAUGUGCAACCUUUCAUUGCGCUGGGUAUCGGACUUCAACAAGAUGGACACCAAGUCACCAUUGCAACACAUCUAGAGUUUCGAGAAAUGGUUGAGGAUUCAGGCAUUGCAUUCAAGAACAUAGGUGGAAACCCUCAAGAGCUCAUCAAGCACUGCGUGGAGUACGGUUUUUUCUCUCCGGAAUUCUACAUCGAAGGUUAUACCAAGUUUCGGGAAUGGAUUGAUGAGUUGAUGAUCACCGUGCCAGAAGCUUGUAAAGGGACAGAUGUCCUGAUCGAAAGCCCUACCGCCAUGAUGGGCAUCCACGUCGCUGAGAGUAUGAAGAUCCCAUACUUCAGAGCCUUCACAAUGCCGUGGACCCCGACGAGAGAGUAUCCGCAUCCCUUCGCCGUUACUUCUCAACAACUAGGGAAGUAUUAUAAUCGGAUGUCUUACAACAUGUUCAACUAUCUCAUUUGGAAGGGAAUUGAGUCGAAAGUGAACCGAUGGAGGGAAGAAAAGUUGAAGCUUAAACCUACAUCAUUCGCAAAACUCCGGACAGCAAAUAUACCCUACUUGUAUAACUUUAGCAAGCAUAUAGUUCCAAAACCUAGGGAUUGGGGUGACAAGACGCAUAUCACCGGCUACUGGUUCGUCGAUCAGCAGAAAAAACCGGAUCAAAAGAAACUCGAAGAUAGCAUCUCUCCAGACCUCCGAUCCUUCCUGAAAAAAGCCAAGGAGAACCACAAGAAAGUUGUUUAUAUUGGAUUUGGAUCAGUCAUAUUUCCCGACGCUCAAGAGGUUCAACGCAAACUUGAGAGGGCGGUCAGGAAGGCAGGAGUCUGGGCUGUCGUUUCCGGAGGUUGGGCUGACUUGAAACCACACGAAAAGGAUGCCGAAUUGCUGGACUCGUCUCGAUCUCAAGAUUCACCAAUACAUUACGUUGGAGCCGUCCCUCAUGAAUGGCUGUUUUCCCAAGUAGAUGCUACUCUGACACAUGGUGGAGCCGGUACUACUGCCGCUAGCUUGCGCGCUGGAAUACCGACAUUGAUCAAACCCUUUUUUGGAGAUCAAUUCUUCUGGGCAAAGCUUGUGAAGAAAAUGGGUGUCGGUGCCCAUGUCAAAAGUUUCAAAGUCUCUGAGCUUGCAAAAGUAUUCAGGACUGCGACUACCAACCCAGAACAAAUCCGGAAAGCAAAAGCAAUAGGAGAGGCCAUCCGCAAGGAAAAUGGUGUGAGGAGGGCGAUUGGGAAGAUUUAUAAAGAUAUGAAUCACGCAAGAAGAAUGAUGAUGCUUGGCUUGGCCAGAGACGAAGCUGCACCGAUACCUAAAUUUCCAAAGGAGAAAGUAUACUUCUGGCUAAAACAAUUCCUCCGAGAACAACGAUCAAGCAUUCAUUACUUCCUGUUGUUCGCCGUUCGAGCGCUUCAAUAUUAUUCCACUCAACAACAGAGCUUAGGGAGCACUCCGGAUCCAAAAUUAUCCCCUCAAGCGGGAGUCACAAGGAACGUCACUAUCUCGCAAGGAAAUUACCCUCAAAAAUCAAAUCAAACAAAAUUUGUAAUCCAUAGAUUAAACUCCCCUCCCAACUCAUGA